UCAUGUGUCCUACAAAAACAGUUUCGGAGGCGUUGUUUUUUGCUUAAGCCGAGUUAUUCAAAUGGUUAUGUUCAAUGGGUAGCUAACUUAUGCUUGCCUUGACCAUCAGCCAGUUAGUUCUUCCUCCCCAACACUGACAACUGUCUAACAACUUAAAAUUGAAUCAAAUAAAUUAUCAGGAGAGGUGAUAUAUAUUCGUUUACAUAGUUCCAGGCAGAAGCUUAGGUUUCCUUACAUAGAAAUGGUAGCACAUUCAGUAAGAAAACGGAAAAAAAAUGAAAUGUGCGCUGCUGGCUAUUAUUUAAUGUUGUAUUCUUGUGACACUAUUAAGAAUUAUCAACGACUACCAACUUUAUUCUCAUCAUGUUUAAUGUAGGUUAUUAAAGAAACCUAGAUCUAGAUAGCCUACCUAGUUCAUCAUAAUGUAUGCUGUAUUAAUGCUUUACAUAUAUCUCAGAUAUAUUAUAUAUAUUUUUCUAUGUUACAGAUGAUGAUGCCGUAUUCAUGAAGUGGACUUGUAAAUUGUGCCCAUUUUCAACCUACAAUCAGAGAAACAUCAGAAGGCAUUACACUCUGAAGCACGGACACCACAGCCGUUUUUGCCCCUUGCCUUGCAUCUUUACUGACUGUUUUUUCACAUUCCGAAGGCAAGUUGACCUUAACAGACAUUUAUUCAAGCAACAUGGAAAACAGCAGGAGAAAGGGUCUUCAGAUCCACUGACUUUUCAAAUACUCUGUGCAUUGUGCAGCUUUUGUGAACAUUGUAACCUUAAACAGUAUUUAUCACAUUUGCGUAGCCAUCUGAAAAAUAAGGAAACCGUGAAGUGCCCUUACCAGGAUUGCUCAUUUCAAUCAACUGUAUAUUCCACCUUUACAGGACAUCUUAGUCGUUAUCACAGUUCUGCUGGCAUAAAGAAUUUAAGACUUGAGUUGGUACGCAACCAUUUAUGUGAGAAUGGUGAGGAAGCUCAGGACAAUACAGAUUUGCUUAGUUUCAAUGAGCCUGUUGCAGAUGUUUUAGAAAAUGUUGAAAUUACUGAUGAGGUGUGUUUGCAGCGUAAAUUGGCAUCCCUUUUCUUGCGCAUGCAAACGCUUCUUCACGUUUCAAAGACAGCCACUCAGGAAAUCAUUGAUGAGUUUUAUGAGGUUAGUGUGCUCACUGGGGAACUAAGCAAGAAGUCCAUAGAACAAGUACUUUCCCAGCACAACAUCAGUUUAGAGCCAUCAACAUUUACACUAAUAGCGGAUACAUUGGAUAAGUCAGUGCCACUUUCAUUCUUGUCAAAAUCUGGUGAAUUGGGCACAGAACAUAAGAGAGCUUCUUUUUUCAGGCAAAAUUUUAAGAUUAUUGAGCCAGUGGAGUACUUUUUGGAUUCAGCAAAGGGCAGGAAAGAGGUUCAUGUUCCGCUUUUACCUGUUCUGACAGAGCUGUUGAAUAGGGAUGAUGUCCUUGACAAGGCCUUAGACGAAGAUGUUGGGUCAAAUUGUGGAUUCUAUAAAAGUUUUCGUGAUGGGAAAUAUUUCCAAGAAAACAUUUUUUUCUCUGCAGGUGUGUUCCGAAUUGCCUUAGGGCUAUAUAUUGAUGAUUUUGAGGUGUGUAACCCUUUAGGUACUUCAAAGAAAAAACAUAAGAUUUGUGCUGUUUACUGGGUUUUGGCAAACCUACCCCUUCUUUAUAGGUCAUCCUUAACAUCAAUCAAUCUUGCUCUGUUGUGUCAUACUUCUGAUGUGAAAACAUAUGGAUAUUCUGCUGUUCUAGAGCCACUUCUUAGAGACAUUGAGCAACUAGAAACCAAAGGUGUAUACAUAGAAAGAUUAGGGGGCUGUGUUCAGGGUACAGUUGCUUUUGUAUCAGCAGAUAACUUAGCAGCUCAUUCACUGGCUGGUUUCCAAGAAUGCUUCAUUGUUGAUAAAUGCUGUAGGUUUUGUUCAGGAAGCCGGAAGGAUUUUCAGACCAGUCAAGUGAAAGAUGGGUCAUUCACGCUUCGUACAAGAGCAUCAGUGGACGAAAAUGUUUUGGCUCUGAGUAGGGAUAAAAAGCUGAAGAGCGUUGUGGGUGUAAAGGCUAACUGUGUUUUAAACAAUUUAAAACACUUUCAUUCAGCAACAGGGUUCCCACCCGACGUUCUACAUGACCUUUUAGAGGGGGUGGUUCCUGUUGAGCUCAGUUUGUGUUUGACUGAUUUAAUUGGCAGGGGCUGUUUUUCUCUUGAUGACCUUAAUUAUGCCAUCCAAAACUUUCCAUACAGGUUUAAAGACAAAACCAACCGUCCACAGAAAAUACAAGAAAGGUUUAAAACAACUGGCUCAAUUGGAGGUUUUCUUCUGGUUGAACCUGAAGAUUUGAACCACUACGAACCAUUAUAUUGCUACACCAUUCAAGGAAGACAGCUGGUCACAGCAAAAGCCUUUUUGCUUCAUUAAGAAUGUUGCUCAGAGUUGUUUUGGCACCAGAUGACAUCAGGAGGCUGUUGAUAGAAGAAAUCCCAGAGACUCUGGAGGGCUUCAAGUUGAUUCUGAGGACUAAGCUAAAUCUGGGUUAUGAGUUUGUAAUACAGUAUGAAGAUCCGGACUUCCAGAAUGAGUUGAUAAACCUCAACUGUCCCACAGAAUUGCCCAAGGAUAAAGCAACCCUCAAAAUAAUCCAGAAGAUGCCACCUGACCAACACUUGGUGACAGUUAGUGACAGCAGUACCCUUGACACUGCCAGCCUGUCAUCUGCUUCAUCAUCUACAGAAACCAGCCCACCUGAUAUGAUGAAGAACUGGUCUGAGCCCUUUAGCAUUCCAACUUUCUCUUAUGAUGUGGAACUGAAGCUGAAGAGAGGAAAUGAAGCAUAUGCCAAAGAUGGUUCCCGGAUAGAGGUCCUCAAGGGCCUCAAGAGUGAAAUCUUGGACAGACUUGUUGGAGAGAUGUUCAGAAUCGAUGCAUAUCCAUCACAGGUACAAAUUGAAGAAGUUGCCAAAGCAUUGGUAGAAAAGCAUCCCUGUUUAAGAGAGGUAGGGUCCACAGAUGGCUGGUACUGCUGGAAGUACAGUUUGAAUUUUAAAAUGGGCAAUUAUCGGCACAAGUUACGUGCUGCCGGGUGUACAGCAGUGUUGGUGAACAAGACUCGAAUGUUUGAAGAUGGGAAAACUAAGCGGAAGAUCAAGAAGCCAAGGCGAUCUGAAACCAACUUCCUUCCAGAUAUACCUGAUGAAGACACCUUUACUUCCCUUGAAGAGGACAGGAAGACACUUCUGAUGGAAUUUAAAAAGGUGAAUCCCAACAACAAGAUAAUUGAUGCAGCCAUGGCAAACACUUAUGCUUUGAGAAGAAAGGAGAUCGUUGAUGAUGAGCCUCUUGUGAGUAUGGUCAAAUCCAGAUGGCCUGCACUGUUCUCGGAGAGACAGAUCCUUGCGGAAUUCAGCCGUCUGAUGUCUACUGAUCUCCUGAGCUCCUUCUUUGGUGGACUUGAUGAAUAUCUGCCCAGGUUUCUUGACCUUUUCAGAAAAAAGGAUCACAUUGCAGAGCUCCAAGACAUUGUUAGAUGGCUGGACGCUCAUGAUUCCAAUCAGAAUAAGCGAACAGCAGUCUUACUUGGCAUGCCGCAUUUCCUUCGUGAAGAGCCCUCAAGCUUUCUUAAGACCUGUGAGCCAACUGAUCCAGUUGAAGAUACCUUGAAAGGAACCAGUGUCGGGAUCCUGAUUGUGUCUGAAGAGAUCGGCAGAUAUGUGGUCCCAAUCGAGACCAAUGACAUUUGUCUCGUCUUGGAGGAACAGCUGGCUGUCAUGAAUAUUUCUGAUAUUCCCAAGGCAUUCGGACUAAUGAUGGGUCUGAUGUAUGCGCUCAAUGUUGACUACCCAAAGCAUCUCAAAUAUACGUUUGAAGUAAUGCAAAAGCUUUUCUUGAAUGUCGGAGGGUGUAGCUGCUCUUCACGUGUUAAUGGUCUCCGUAACAGGCUGCUUUACAAAAAGUUGUAGUGCAGAAAUCUCCCCUAGCAUUUGGACUUGGUCUUCAGAUAUUUUUUUUGCUUUCAUAUUUGGACUUUGAAAGUGGAAACUGUUUGCCCCUUUAAAUGGCUCUUGGCAACUUGUUUUUCUGUUUUAUGCAAUGUAGCACAUGGGUUUGGUCCCGAAAGUGAAGGUUUUCUUUAUUCACUUUUGUAUUGUUUUGUGCCCUUUGCUCCCAUGUGUGGACUUUGAGAAUGUUAUCUAUGCUUAAAAGGGCAUAUUUUUUUUUACAGUGUACCACCUGAAAGCAGGUUGGAGGGGUGGGGGGGAUGCGUGCGCGUGUUAAAAACAAAAAAACUGUCUUCAUUUGCCAGGAGGAUGUUUUGUGUUCACCAGAGGUUGCAAGCAGUAGGGUGUCCCCUAAUAGUCCUGUUCCACCGAAGGCCCUCUGAUGAUUGUACGUCGUGCGUGCGUGUGCGUGCGUGCGUGCAUGUAUGUGUGUUGCUGGGAGAAUACAUAUUUAUGAAAACUUGUUUAGUUCAUGUGGCAAAUGGCUCUAGUACUGGCCAAGUACAAAAAACAUCAUUUUAUCUGAAAGUAGUAACAAAUAAUCAACAGUAACAUCUCACUGUUUACACAUUCAGACAUGUUAUUGAAAACUGAAUCUGCUGUAUGCUCUUUAGUACUCCGUCCACAGUAGCCUAGUUGGUUAAGAUUGUAUAGCAUUCCUCUUCACAAAAUGAGAAACCCUAUUUUUCUCCACUGCCUGGUAUUUGAGUUCAAUGUAUUCAGUGCAAAUACCUCUGCAUUUACCCCCACUGUUUCUAAGUAGGUUUGUUUUACAGGCUGGUAUGAUGAAUGCAGCUACAUAAACAAUCUGUGCUAAACUUCAAAAAGUCAACAUAAACCACAGUGCACAAUGCAUUAUGUGUCGCUUAGAAAAUACUGCAUCAGGCUCAACUUUCUGGACGCAUGCAAUCUGUAGCAUCACUCUAAAAGCUCUCUGGGAGUAUAAGCUGCAGUGCCGGCUGCAUAGGUUGUUCCAUCCUCAGAUCAGAAAUUUUGAGAAUGUGUUGUACUAAUAUGUUGUACUUGGUUUACUUCCAAAACGCAUUCAAAAUACACAUUUGUCAAACUUGUUAUGCCGUCAAAGCCUUGAGCAUGUUGUCUACAACAAUGGCAUAAGAAGUUGGACAAAUGUGUAUUUUGAAUGCGUUUUGGAAGUAAACCAGCAAAAACCUAAAAUGAUUUGUUUUGAAUACUUCAAGCUGACUUUUUUGUUGCCUUUUACACUCAUUUAUUGUACAGGGGUUCAGACUACACAGACACUUUUGUAUUGUUUUGUGCCCUUUGCUCCCAUGUGUGGACUUUGAGAAUGUUGGUAUCUGUUUUUUUUUACUUUUAUUACAGUGUUCAUAGCUCCCUGUCACUGAAUAUUUUUAUAAUUUCCCUUGUUUAAACUACAUGGAAGAGGCAGUGAAUGUUAAUAAAUAUGGAAAAGAAAAGAAA
Clupea harengus (Atlantic herring) is the source of this 5441-nucleotide messenger RNA. RefSeq names its product sterile alpha motif domain-containing protein 3-like. NCBI's taxonomy places the organism in Eukaryota, Metazoa, Chordata, Actinopteri, Clupeiformes, Clupeidae. The record is from RefSeq and is a predicted model, not a curated record.